UCCAUACAUUGCGCGCUCACGUCUGAAGUCCCGAUUGAAUCAUAUGUCAGAACCUCUUCCACAGGAGCUUUAGCACUCCGUCCUUCCUUUUCCUCAGCACAAGAUGACGGAUAUCAGCGAAAAGCCUCUUUGCUCUGAGACGUCGAACAACUUUUAUGCAACUCAACCUAACAAUGUCUUCGCCCCAGGAAUCGUUGACUUCGCUGACUGCAAUAAAUGUUCUCCGUACCCCAAUCGAUGGUCAAACAUCAGGGAGCACAUCUCCGCACCUGCAGCCGAGUUCAUGGGUGCCUUUGUUCUAUGCUUGCUGGGCUGUGGUGGAAAUUGCCAGGCAAAUCUUUCUGCCAAUAAAAGUGUGUCUGCAAGCCCAGCAGGGGACGUUGUCACGUCCAACCUCUCUUGGGCCAUUGGACUGUCCCUUGGUGUAUGGCUUUCUGCAAAUCACUCAGGCGGUCAUUUGAACCCUGCGGUAACUAUAGCAUUUGCUACUGUCCGCGGUUUCCCCUGGAAGAAAGUUCCAAUCUACGUCCUUGCGCAAUUACUGGGAGCCUUUUGUGGGGCAGGUGUAGUCUAUGCUACUUAUUUCCAUGCGAUCGACAUUGUCGAAGGGGGCUCCGAUAUUCGUACAAUUGCGGUAUCUGGUAAAUUUUUUGCGACCUAUGCGGCCGAUUACCUUCCUUCAGUCUCCGCAUUCUUCGCUGAAUUUGUAGGGUCCGCCAUGCUCAUCACCGGAAUUUUCAUGCUCACGGAUAAACAAAAUGGUCCUGCGCCUCCUGGUGUUAUUCCUGUUGGAAUAUUUCUUUUGCUCCUUGGCAUCGGUUCGGCUCUUGGCAUGGAUACUGGACCGUCUCUUAAUCCCACCCGUGACCUUGGCCCCCGUAUCCUCACCGCCAUGGUUGGGUAUGGUAGCGAAGUCUUUAACUUCAGAAGCCAGUAUUGGCUCUGGUGCCCUAUCAUUGGUCCAAUUCUUGGCAUGGUUGUGGCUGCGUUCUUCUACGAUGCUAUGCUUUACAGGGGAUCCGACAGUAUUACAAACAAGCCGAGUGAAGAGGCUGAAAGGCACCACCUACACUCGUGCGCUCAGAGGACCAAACAUGAUGGGGUUACAGAAAUAGUUUGACGGCGCUAAUGAUUGAAUGGCGCUCGCAAUGACACAACUGAUAACUGUGACAUGAUUUUGAUGCCCUUCUACACAUAAUGACCAUCAUUAACUCCUUUUGAAUAAGUGUUUAUUUCGUAUUUUAGUAAAGUUCGACCGAGAAGAAGUUGAAGUUUACGUAGACUUGAUGUAGAAUGAGGUUUUGAACUUUUCGUCUGUUUCUUGUAUCGCACAAUAUCAGCACUUGAUCCUUGUUGUCAUCGCUUGAUGACAUGACACUUGGACACAAAACACCGUCCAAAGUACUAAUUGUGGCCUGCUAGACUGAGUGGUCUAACUUGGGUAUGUUAUCUCGAGCUGAAUUAAUAAUCCAUGUGACACUGAAUUG
This is a messenger RNA of Suillus bovinus, 1487 nucleotides long. Its product is annotated as major intrinsic protein superfamily membrane channel protein. Bases 104 to 1120 code for a protein of 338 amino acids. The record is from RefSeq and is a predicted model, not a curated record. Gene Ontology annotation, cellular component: plasma membrane. NCBI's taxonomy places the organism in Eukaryota, Fungi, Basidiomycota, Agaricomycetes, Boletales, Suillaceae. The transcript is spliced from 9 exons. Gene Ontology annotation, biological process: glycerol transmembrane transport; water transport. Gene Ontology annotation, molecular function: glycerol channel activity; water channel activity.